Molecule: messenger RNA, 521 nt
Organism: Trachemys scripta elegans
Lineage: Eukaryota; Metazoa; Chordata; Testudines; Emydidae
Product: lymphocyte antigen 6E-like
Exons: 3
Coding region: 11-343 (110 amino acids)
Molecular function (GO): acetylcholine receptor inhibitor activity
Source: RefSeq, a predicted model, not a curated record
UCCAGGGAAGAUGAAGGUUGUCCUGGCUGUCUUGUUGGCCGUCGUCCUGUGCGUACAGCAAGCUGACUCGCUGUGGUGCUUCAUGUGCGAAAACCAAUCCAGCAACUGGAGCUGUCUGAAGAUCACAAAGUGCUCGGCUGCGGACAAGUACUGCCUGACGACUGUUGGUUAUGCUGGGAUUGGCAUGUGGACAGCCAGGAGGCGAAUCACCAAGAAAUGCUCCCCAACCUGCCCAGAGUUCAAUAUCAACCUGGGCUUAGCCUCCUACUCCACUACCUGCUGCAAGAGCUCCUUGUGCAACCUGAGUGGGAAGCCGGCACCCAAGCCAGGUUCUCCUCAGUGAUGGGGUAAGAGGAUCGGGGCCUUUCUUAGAGCUGGACUGUGAUGUGCUGGGAAGAGAGGGGCUUAACCCUGAAGAAUCUGCUCUGAUUUCCCCAGCAAGAGAUCGACACCUUCUGUGCAUUGGGGUUAACGAAGUAUCCUAUCAGCCAGGCUUUGCCUCAAAACUUCUGAACAAAUAG